ACCGCCGUCGUGUACCGCCUCAUCCGCGAUUCCCGCUACGCCGAGGCGGUGCAGCUGCUGGGCGGCGAGCUCCAGCGGAGCCCGAGGAGCCGCGCCGGCCUGUCGCUGCUGGGCUACUGCUACUACCGCCUGCAGGAGUUCGCGCUGGCCGCCGAGUGCUAUGAGCAGCUGGGCCAGCUGCACCCCGAACUGGAGCAGUACCGCCUGUACCAGGCCCAGGCCUUGUACAAGGCGUGCCUUUAUCCAGAGGCCACCCGGGUGGCCUUCCUCCUGCUGGACAACCCCGCCUACCACAGCCGGGUCCUGCGUCUGCAAGCCGCUAUCAAGUACAGCGAGGGCGACCUGCCCGGGGCCAAGAGCCUGGUGGAGCAGCUGCUGAGUGGGGAAGGGGGAGAGGACGGUGGGGGCGAGAACGAGCCCGAUGGCCAGGUCAACCUGGGUUGUUUGCUCUACAAGGAGGGACAGUAUGAAGCCGCGUGUUCCAAGUUCUUUGCGGCCCUGCAGGCCUCGGGCUACCGGCCUGACCUCUCCUACAACCUGGCUUUGGCCUAUUACAGCAGCCGGCACUAUGCCUCGGCCCUGAAGCAUAUCGCCGACAUUAUUGAACACGGCAUACGCCAGCACCCAGAGCUCGGUGUGGGCAUG
Molecule: messenger RNA, 645 nt
Organism: Ailuropoda melanoleuca (giant panda)
Lineage: Eukaryota; Metazoa; Chordata; Mammalia; Carnivora; Ursidae
Product: tetratricopeptide repeat protein 30B
Exons: 1
Biological process (GO): intraciliary transport
Cellular component (GO): axonemal microtubule; intraciliary transport particle B
Molecular function (GO): protein binding; intraciliary transport particle B binding
Source: RefSeq, a predicted model, not a curated record